AAUAGAAACUCGUGUGAUACCAGUUUUAAAAAAAGUUCGCGAAAUUUGUACAAUGACCCGGUGGUAACACGGGUAGGUGAUGAAUCGGGUAUUUAAGUGAAACAAAAGCACUGAUCGUUGGCCUGAGUGAGACCAAGUAUGGCCGAGAUAGCAACAUUGACGAAUCUCUCGGCUUCAUCAAAGCACUCCAUUGGGUUAUCCUCGCCACCCGUAGCUCUCCCGUACUUGCCAGCUACUCCACCUCAAGCCAGGAUGUCGUCCGUGGCUAUGUCAUAUACAAGGGCUCUACAGAGUGCCCCCUAUACAGCAUUGAUUGGUGUGGUGGUGGACGCCAGACAGCCUGCGAGGCAUUCUGCAUCUCCCCGUUAUCGGAUCCGUUGUCAGGUGGGCGGGACCAAUCGCUGGAGGUUGCCAGAGUCGCUAGGAGGGGAUCUUUUGGGUACAGCUCAGGCUAUCAAGUCCCUCAACGAGCCUUACAAUGAGAGCAUGGUGGCUGUUAUGACCGCUGAGAACCCAGCGACAAGUGUUAACAGCGACCCCGAGAAGCCAUAUCAGUUCCCGAGCAAAGACAGCAGCAAUCGUCCCCACACAACCCUGGACGCGAGGACCAGCAACCACUGGGUGGAUCGUCAGGGGUCACCGGAGCCAAAACCCCCAGGCACGGCACCAUGCAGGCUCGGCAGUCCAUCCCCAAUCGAGAGGUUUCAGCCACCCUCUGCCCGCUCACCCACGCCGGUUGACAUCUUCCACUAUCACUCAGCGCCGAUACACAGCGUACUCGGACCAGACAUCCUUCUGCAGUGUCUUGACACCAACUGGGAGCUGCACCGCCCCUACGUCCAGAAGUCGGCCACUCUGACGCAGCUGCUGCGCAAGGCGGAGAGUGCCCCCCACCCGGAGCUGUACUACCGCAACCCCAUGUCGGCCACCCUGGACCAGUACAUCAACAAGAGCCAGCACUACAGCACCGAGUACCAGGAUAUCAGCCGCAGUCUGAGCCUGACUGACAGCCCACGCAGCGAAGAUGGCGGCCGGGCGGAGAAGGAGAGGAAGGGGAUCGGCCACCCGGCCCAUGCAGUCCGGGCUCGUACUAACAACAUGACCAAGCUGAAAUUGAAAGUCCGGGACCCCUUGGUGACCAGAGAUGCAUUUGCCGUUGCCCUCGGCAACCUCUACCAUGAAGACAUCGAUGUAGAGAAGUGCGAUGUGGUUGGAGUGCUGGCAUCUGCUCACACUCUGGGCUUCCAGGAGCUGGAAAGAAGGUGUGCAGAUAUCAUGCUCAGGAAUCUUAGUGCAUCAACAGUCUGCAAAUACCACCAAGCGGGUUUAAAGUACAAAGUCGGGCAGGUUGUUAAUGCUUGUGAGAGAUGGCUAGAGCUCAACCUGAUACCUCAUCUUUCAGUGCAAAUUCACUUGAGGGACCUACCUCUGGAGUUACUCCAGAAGAUUAUCAAGUCAAGCAGGUUUUUCACCUUCAACGAGUACUACCUGUACAAACUGCUAUGUUACUGGAUCUUCCUGCAGCAGAACUCCCACCUCCAACUUAUGCCCUCACACAGCACCAUAGUCACAUUCUUCAACAGCCUCAGUAAGACAACGUCCUUUGUGGAACGUGAGCAGGGCCAACAGUAUGCCAGCCUCUUCCGCUCCAUCCGGCUGGCCGGGGUGACGGACACGCGCCACCUGGACGACAUGCUGCGCAUGAACGUGGUGCCGCAGCAGUGGAUCCUGAAGACGCUCAGCCUGCACUACCAUGCGCUGCAAGGUGGCGGGGACAUGUCGCUGAUGUUGAACUUUGGCAACGAUGCCAUCCGGACUGGCUUCAUCAUCCAGCAGGAGCCAAGAUACCACAGUGAAGUGGUAUCCAUCCACGGUUUCCACUUUGAGCUGAAGGCUCAUCGGCAAGGAAAGAACUCCACAUAUCAGUUCUACAUGCAGCGCCUGAAGCCCCACGACCCUACCCUCUCUUUCCGCAUCUGCGAGCGCCAGACCUUCUCCCUGCGGCAGGACCGGGAGGUGCUUUACAGCAUCCGCAUCCAGUGCCAGCUUCCGGGCCAGGACUACGUGUACAGCACGGGGGUGCUGAGCAAGAAGUUUGGCCUGGGCUCCAAGACCAGCCGCAGUGAGGUGCUGUCCCUGGAGGGCCUCUGCCUCCCGAUCUACGUCACCUUCGGCAUCCUGUUCCCUCCAUCCUAGAAUCCCAGAUCGGGUAUCUCCCAUUCCCACUAGUGUACCUUUAAGGAGCAGGAGGAUUUGAAUUGCUUGUUGACUGGUCGUAUUUUAGCAGCUCACAGGGGCUUGUUGAGGAGUAAAACAAGCCACUGUAGGCCGCUUGCUCAAAGGAAAGACGUAAGGCACAUGUCAAUAUUCAUCCCCUGCUUGCCUUAACAAUGCUAGCUUCAGUUCCUACCUCUAGGUAGGCAAGACGAUAUUUGCCAACCAUCCCUAAACUUCUAGCAUUGUAACAUCAUUACAUUUUGUGUUGCUUAGAAACCAAACAUUUUUCAGUUUUUCAAAUUAUGUUCCUGGAUAAAUAUAUCUUAUGUUCUAAAAGACGACACUGUUGUAUUAUUUUGAUAUAAAGAAAUUGCUUCUUUAUAUAAUAAUAAUAAUAAGUUUUUAUUCACCAAUCCUUACUUUUAACUUGUACAUUAGGAAGACAGUUUCCAUGUGUUUCUUUUUCAAUGCAUGAUGAGUAAAAACAUUUAUCUAAAUAAAAUACCUGGAUAGGUGUAAUUACUAUCUCAAGAUAACUUAAACAUAUCCAUCUUGCACGGAGGUAAAUGUUUCAACACAAUACUUACAAUGUGCUUUAAUGUGCAAAGUAAUGAAUGUUCCUAGACAGUCAAAACUUGUCUUUGAUUACUUGCAUUUUUGGCAUGGGCUGUUGUUUAAGACACAGUCUAUUUUGAGAGAAUGGAAGAAUUACAUGUUGAUCUAGUAUACUUGUAUGGAACAAACAUUUCUAAAUGCUGUGAUUAACUGUGUACACUUGAUAAAUACUUGUGGAAGGUUUCAUUAACUUCUUGAAACAUUGGAAUUUUUUAUACAAAGUAAGGUUGCUGUUUGUAAGUUUUUGGUUUUGCUCCAUACAUUGAAAUUUUGGACUUUUAAUAAGAUACAUAAUAUAAGUAACAUUCGGGAGAAAACAUUUCAACAUAGUUUGAUUGAUUAUUAUGUAUGAUAAACAUAUUUUUGUGUGUUCUAGCUGCCCUAUAGAACACUUAGUCUCUGUAUAUUUUGGUGAUUUUGGUAAGGACCUGGGCUGUAAACUGCUGCAUACAUAAACCAUUCCGUUGAUUAAUAACGUUAAUUUUCUCAUA
Acanthaster planci (crown-of-thorns starfish) is the source of this 3323-nucleotide messenger RNA. It is a transcript of the gene btbd16, whose product is annotated as BTB domain containing 16. Lineage: Eukaryota; Metazoa; Echinodermata; Asteroidea; Valvatida; Acanthasteridae. The record is from RefSeq and is a predicted model, not a curated record.